AGCCCUCAGCCCUUCCAUGGAUCUACCUUUCCCAGCAGAGCAUCUGGGUUUUUCCUGAAGCCUCCAGUCACCUGCUCACCUGCCAGGGCCUCUCUGGGGCAGCCAUGAAGUCCCUUGUCCUAGUCCUUUGCCUUGCUCAGCUCUGGGGCUGCCACUCUGUCCCACUUGGCCUAGGUCUGGGUUAUAAAGAACUAAACUGUGAUGACCCAGAAACAGAGCAAGCGGCCCUGGUGGCUGUGGACUACAUCAACAGCAACCUUCUUCAGGGCUACAAGCACACCCUGAACCAGAUUGACAAAGUGAAGGUGUGGUCUCGGCGGCCCAUGGGAGAGGUGUUUGAGAUUGAAAUAGACACUCUGGAAACCGUCUGCCACGUACUGGACCCCACCCCUUCGGCAAACUGCUCCGUGAGGCAGCUGAGGCAGCAUGCUGUGGAAGGAGACUGUGAUUUCCGAGUGCUGAAACAGAACGGGCAGUUUUCCGUGUUGUCUGCAAAAUGUGAUUCCAGUCCAGAUUCAGCCGAGGAUGUGCGAAAAGUGUGCCCAAGCUGCCCUCUGCUGGCCCCACUUAACGACACCAAGGUGGUGCACGCUGUAGAUGCAGCACUGGCCGCCUUCAACGCUCGUAAUAAUGGCUCCUAUUUUCAGCUUGUGGAAGUUUCCCGGGCUCAACUUGUGCCUCUUCCAGCUUCAACCUAUGUGGAAUUUGCAGUGGCUGCCACUGACUGUGUUGCUCAAGACGUCACAGACCCAGCCGUCUGUAACAUGCUGGCGGAAAAGCAAUAUGGCUUCUGUAAGUCGACACUGACUGAAAAGCUUGGUGGGGAAGAUGUUGCAGUGACCUGCACAGUGUUCCCAACACAGCCUGUGUUACCACAGCCCCAACCAGAUGGCAUCAACAUACCCUCCUCUAUGGUGUCCUCAGCUACACCUGAGUCUCCUCCAGAUGCAGUAGUGGUGGGACCCCUUGUGGUGGCAGCUCCCCAGCGAGUGCACCAGGCACACUACGACCUGCGCCACGCCUUUAUGGGUGUGGCCUCAGUGGAGUCAGCCUCAGGAGAAGCAUUCCACGUGGCAAAAGCACCCGUGGGGAAAGCACCCACAGUGGGGCAGCCUGGUGUUGCUGUUGCUGCUGGUCCAGUGGUCCGCCCUUGCCCCGGGAGAAUCAGGCACUUCAAGAUCUAGAUGAAGGUCAGGGAUGAAAAGGUUUGGCACAGAGAACGUAGUCACCAUUUCAUCCAAGUAUAGUUAGGGGUGGGAACCUUGUCUGCUAUCAAAGCAAGUGCUACAUGUGAUCUAGAUUAAUACCAAAUCUUGAAUCCCAACUUCUCUUCCUUCUUCGGAGGACAGAAGCAGAGGGGGUGAUGGUUAUGUUUGAUGGAAGAUGUAAGGCUGGCAAGCUCAUUGUUUUGAUGCUGUUACCACCAUUGUGUUCUCUGCCUUCUUUGACUUCACAAAAAUAACUGGAACUGUGACUUUGAGAGGUGCUCUUGCCAAGCUUAUAUCUGCUUGUUAAUAAAAGUGUCUGAAGGACCUUCCUUAAUAAAGAAGGUUCUAAGCUGAAA
This is a messenger RNA of Hipposideros armiger (great roundleaf bat), 1564 nucleotides long. RefSeq names its product alpha 2-HS glycoprotein (gene AHSG). Gene Ontology annotation, cellular component: extracellular region; blood microparticle; extracellular matrix. The transcript is spliced from 7 exons. Lineage: Eukaryota; Metazoa; Chordata; Mammalia; Chiroptera; Hipposideridae. Gene Ontology annotation, molecular function: cysteine-type endopeptidase inhibitor activity. Gene Ontology annotation, biological process: negative regulation of endopeptidase activity. The record is from RefSeq and is a predicted model, not a curated record. The coding region runs from base 105 to 1184 and encodes 359 amino acids.